Molecule: messenger RNA, 2892 nt
Organism: Ochotona curzoniae (black-lipped pika)
Lineage: Eukaryota; Metazoa; Chordata; Mammalia; Lagomorpha; Ochotonidae
Gene: NCSTN
Product: nicastrin
Exons: 16
Coding region: 288-2183 (631 amino acids)
Biological process (GO): Notch receptor processing; protein processing
Cellular component (GO): membrane
Source: RefSeq, a predicted model, not a curated record
AGAGGAAGAUCUACAUUCCCUUAAAUAAAACAGCCCCCUGUGUCCGGCUGCUCAAUGCCACGCAUCAGAUUGGCUGCCAGUAUGGAGCAGGGGCAGUUCGGUCUUUGAGCUCAAGUCCAAAGAUGGCUCUGUUCACCCAGACAACGUUCCAUCUUUAGCAGUGGAAGAUCUGCAGACUCUGGGAAGGUAAACUCAGAAAUACCAACUAUAGGAACUUGAAUUCCACCCAUUCUGUCCCUGCAGCUUCAAUUAGCGGGGACACCGGAGUUAUCCAUGUCGUGGAGAAGAUGGAGGAUCUGCAGUGGGUGUUGGCUGAUGGUCCCAACCCUCCUUACAUGGUUCUGCUAGAAGGCAACCUCUUUACCCGGGAAACAAUGGAAAAGCUGAAGGGCAGAACCAGCCGCAUCGCUGGCCUUGCAGUGACCUUGGCCAAGCCCAGUCCCAGCCAAGGCUUCUCUCCUAGUGUGCAGUGCCCAAACGAUGGCUUUGGUGUUUAUUCCAACUCUUACGGGUCGGAGUUUGCUCAUUGCAAAGACAGCCUGUGGAACCAGCUGGGCAAUGGCUUGGCUUAUGAGGACUUCAGUUUCCCUAUAUUUCUUCUUGAAGACGAAAAUGAAACUAAGGUCAUCAAGCAGUGCUAUCAUGAUCACAACCUGAGUCAGAACGGCUCAGCACCCACCUUCCCGCUGUGUGCCAUGCAGCUCUUCUCACACAUGCACGCCGUCAUCAGCACGGCCACCUGCAUGCGGCGCAGCUCCAUCCAGAGCUCCUUCAGCAUCAACCCAGAAAUCGUCUGUGACCCCCUGUCUGACUACAAUGUAUGGAGCUUGCUGAAGCCUAUAAAUACGUCUGGAACACUGGAGCCUGAUGACAGGGUUGUGGUGGCUGCCACCCGGCUGGACAGCCGUUCCUUUUUCUGGAAUGUGGCCCCAGGUGCCGAAAGUGCUGUUGCCUCCUUCGUCACCCAGCUAGCUGCAGCUGAAGCUUUGCAGAAGGCACAGGAUGUGUCCGCUCUGCCCCGCAACGUCAUGUUUGUCUUCUUCCAAGGGGAAACCUUUGACUACAUUGGCAGCUCUAGAAUGGUGUACGAUAUGGAGAAGGGCAAGUUUCCUGUGCCGUUGGAGAACAUCGCCUCAUUUGUGGAGCUGGGCCAGGUGGCCUUGAGGACCUCGUUAGAGCUGUGGAUGCACACGGACCCCAUGUCUCAGACCAAUGAGUCUGUGAAGGCCCAGGUGGAGGAGCUCCUGGCCACGCUGGAGAGGACUGGUGCUGGUGUCCCCGAGGUCAUCCUCAGGAGGCUGAAUCAGUCCCAGGCCCUCCCACCAUCUUCUCUGCAGCGAUUCCUUCGAGCUCGAAACAUCUCCGGUGUUGUUCUGACUGACUACUCUGAUGCCUUCCAUAACAAAUACUACCAGAGCGUUUACGACACUGCCGAGAACAUUCAUGUGGUCUAUCCCGAGGGCCAGAGCCCUGAAGAGGAACUCAACUUUGUGACGGACACCGCCAAGGCGCUGGCAAACGUGGCCACGGUGCUAGCACGUGCACUGUAUGAGCUUGCAGGAGGAGCCAACUUCACCAACACCAUCCAGGCUGAUCCCCAAACGGUCACCCGCCUGCUCUAUGGGUUUCUGAUUAGAGCCAACAACUCCUGGUUCCAGUCCAUCCUCAGGCACGACCUGCGGUCCUACUUGAGUGACAGCCCUCUUCAACAUUACAUUGCGGUCUCCAGCCCCACCAACACCACCUACAUUGUGCAAUAUGCCUUGGCAAAUUUGACCGGCCAGGUGAUGAACCUCACCCGGGAGCAGUGCCAGGACCCAAGUAAAGUCCCAAGUGAAAACAAGGAUCUGUAUGAGUACUCCUGGGUUCAGGGCCCUCUGAAUUCCAACAAGACGGAGCGGCUCCCCCACUGUGUACGCUCCACGGUACGGUUGUCCAGGGCCUUGUCCCCUGCCUUCGAACUGAGUCAGUGGAGUUCCACGGAGUACUCCACGUGGACUGAGAGCCGCUGGAAAGAUAUCCGUGCCCGGAUAUUUCUCAUCGCCAGCAAAGAACUUGAGUUCCUCACCCUGAUGGUGGGCUUCGGCAUCCUCGCCUUCUCUCUCAUUGUCACCUACUGCAUCAACGCCAAAGCCGACAUCCUUUUCAUCGCUCCCCGUGAGCCAGGAGCUGUGUCGUACUGAGGAAGAUGGAAGCGUGUCCCAUCAGCUCUGCACUUCACUUCCAAGCUCAUCUGUCCCACUGGGACACAAACCACUAGUUUGUCACUGGACCCUCUCUGAGCCUGCCUCAGACUGGGAUUAACAGAGUGGAACUGUCCAGAAGUGACAGGGAGAAAGAAACAAGUCGCCUCUACAUCUCCCUCUCUCCCUCUCCCCCUUGUCUUCCUCCCCUUUCCAUUCCUCCCCUUCUCCCUCCUCAUGCUCUCUUCCUUUCCUAUACCCAUCUGAUUCUGGGGUUACUUAGAGGAGCUAACUGCUUCUGUUAAACUCCCCACUCACCCACCCUAAUUUGCCACCCUUCAGGAUCCCUCUCCUCUUCCCAUCUUGCCUUGUACCUUCUCUGCUCCCCACGCCAUCCCCUGUACCCGGCCACCUUCUGCGCCGGGAAGAAGAUCCUGAAGGGUUGAAUGUCAGAAUGGAGCCAUGGUAAAGCCCUGUGAAGGAAGACGGGUUGCAGUGGAGGGACUGUGGGCUGCGCAUGCUCGUCCCCACCACCCUCUCUCCAGGGUCUCAGCUGGCACAUUAGGGUGGGUAUCCCACCUCCAGCACACAGUGCUUGGUUGGUCUUUUUAUUAAGCUGUAAUAUCUAUUUUUAUUGUUUUCUCUUUCCUUUUUUUUUUUUGUAAAUAUAUAAAUAGGGGGAUUCAUUAAAACAGGUUAUCCCAUCUGA